Messenger RNA from Magallana angulata, 924 nucleotides. RefSeq lists its product as uncharacterized. The record is from RefSeq and is a predicted model, not a curated record. Lineage: Eukaryota; Metazoa; Mollusca; Bivalvia; Ostreida; Ostreidae. The transcript is spliced from 7 exons. The coding region runs from base 1 to 768 and encodes 255 amino acids.
AUGCUUAAUAUUUUGGGGGAUUCUCCUAAAUGCGAUGAUUCGGCUGAAACAGCGAAAAUAGUAAAAUCAUGUCCUCAAAAUAACAAUGAAUGGAACAAAGCAGCUAAAAUCAAAGGCUGUGAAAAAAUGUCACACUCAUGUUCUUCAUUCGUAUACCACUGUGUCAUUAAUGCAUGGGGAAAUGAAACAAUAGAAGUUUGUGCUCCACCUGUGAUGAUCGUUGGAAAUGUUUGCGCAGAAUAUAACUACGGAGGAGGAAGAAUUCAACGCAACGGAAAUGUUAAUUGCGAAGAAUGUCCUUCUUACUUUUCAAAUGAAAGCUACAAAUAUCAAGAGUGUUAUGAGUACGUCAAAAAUGUAAAGACAUCACAAACAACACAACUUACGACCGAAUCGAAAGACAAGGAAUCAACAACACAAGGAAUGAUAUACCUAUCUUCAUCAUUAACUCCAAAUGAAGAAUCAGCUCGCUUAUAUCAAGAUACUGAUACCCCAAAAACAUCCAGUCAUAUCAUAAUAAUCGUUAUAUGUGUAGUCGUCGGUCUAGCUGCUAUAGCAGUUGUCUUCACAGUUAAACAGCGAUCAUUGACAGGGAAAUUGUUCGCUUGUUUCAAAAAAACAGUUUUACAAAAUGAAGAUUUAAAUGCUCAACCAUCAGAAAUUGUUAUCGAAAGUGUGGAAGAAGGCCUUGAAGUAAAAACUGUUUUAUUGGACAAGCGAACUCAUACCUUUAUACAAGACACGUUUCGUGAACUUAAUGAAUCUUAAGACAUGCAAUGCAAGUUUAAAUGUUAUAUCAAACUGAUUUAUUUUCUAUACUAUGUAGCAUCGAAUACACUGUAAAAUAUUUUUUCAUCAUGAUUGAUAUCUAUAUUGUUCCUAAAUGGCAGCUAUUUGUUAUAUUCAUUAAAGCUAGAAAAUUGA